This is a messenger RNA of Acanthoscelides obtectus, 321 nucleotides long. The record is from the annotation of a GenBank genome assembly. NCBI's taxonomy places the organism in Eukaryota, Metazoa, Arthropoda, Insecta, Coleoptera, Chrysomelidae.
CAUUUGGUGGUUGUAAAGUUUAAUUACAGCGUUGGGUUUUUUACGCAUGAUAUUAUAAUUUUUGGUAAGAAAAAAUCGCACUCUUAGGAUGUUUCCUAAACAUGAGGCGGAAACUUCUAGGAUGCGUGUUGAAAAACAUAUUAUUUGUCCCGUAUUUUGGAAACUUUUUUAUGCAUUAUUGUGUGAAAAAAUUAUUAUUUCUAAUCGUCUUAAAUUGAAUCUUAUAUAUUUAUGGAAAUAUUAGAAAAAACUAGAUCUUAGUGUCAUUUUUGCAUAGCUCGAAAAUUACUUAUAAUCAUGUAAAUAAAGUUUUUUUACCUC